GUUUCACUUAACACAUGCCAUUAAACAUGGAGAGAACGGUGAUACUUUUCAUGCUGCUGCUAACAGUUGUAUCUGCCAAGUUUAAUGUCAGUACUUCUCAACCUGUGGUGAAUGCGCCCCUGUAUUCUGAUGUCCUGCUGCCCUGCAACUUUGAGUUAGAUAGCCCUAAUAAGGGAUUGAAAUUUGUAAUCCUAAAAUGGGAACACAAUGGAAAAGAGCUGACGUGUUACAUUCAUGGGGAGGUGAAAUCAAAUGGCAAGGGAACCCUACUGAAAGAUGAACUCCCAAAAGGAAACUCCUCCCUGCUUCUGAAGAACGUCACCAUCGAGGAUGAAGGAGAAUAUGUGUGUGACGUGUACGAGGUGCCCCAUUCAGGAAAAGUCAGCGUUCGCCUAAAUGUUACCGCCACUCCAAGAGUCACCGUGACACCAUCAAUGAUUGUAAUGAAUCAGCUGAACUCUUUGGAGUGCCUGGCAGAAGGCUUUUACCCUGGAGACAUCAACAUUAAGUUACUGAGGGACUCCGAGCCUCUUCCUUCUGAAGGAUCACCACAACCGCAGAAGAACCCAGAUGGCACCUACAAUGCAGUGACCCGAUACAACUACACCCCCACCAGUGAGGAUGCAGACAGGACAUUCUAUUGUGAGGUGACACACAAGGCUCUGGAUACUCCACUAGUGAAGAAGCUUCCCCCAGUCUGUGAUCCAGUCUUGGUGAUAUCACCCAAAACACUGCUUGUGGGCAAGGAGCAAACUGUCACCUGUAAGCUGGAUGGCUGCCUUUUUACUCAAACUGCUAUAAGCUUGAAGAUAAACCAAGAAACGCUUAAAAUGUUGCAGUGCGAGAACUCGAAAGAGUGUGUGAUUAGAGCAAUGGUGAUGGUCGAGGAAGAAAAGGAGGUUGUUUGUGAGGCCAAAAUGGACGGAUUCAACUUUACGCUUUCAGAUAAAUUUGAACAUUUUUCCACUUCCUCAUCGAUGAUAGUGUUGAUUACUUUUGUAUAUGUGGUGAUUGGUAUUGUCGUGGUUAUUAUUUGCAAACUAGGUCAACCCGACAAUGAUAAUGAACGUCAUUUAUAUGAGAGAAUGGUUCUGAGGUUAUGUGGCAUUGAGUAGCGGGACACUUUUAAGAAGAGAACCUGUGGGCCAAAGGUAAAGAACACCAAAAGAAGAUGAGAAAAUAUACAGAGCUUCAAGCGGCUCACAAGACAAAAGUUUAAGCGUAACAUAUUAAUCCUCGACAAAAGAGCACACAAUUGAGGUCCGAAUUGUCUGCCUUAUAUUUCCAAGUUCGGAUCAAAAAUAGAAGCAACAUCAGCUUAGCACCUGUCAUUAUUGAUUGCCAUAAAGUGCGUGUGAUCACUUCUUGCUUUACUUUUAUUUCUUAUUCCACUAAAGUGCCAAAAACAAGUGACAAACACUUUAUAAAAAUAUGCAAUUUAUUUUUUCUCAGGCAUUAUAAUUAUCUCAGGCAUUACUUCAAGUAUUGCAAUUGUAAAGGCUGCCUUUGGGGUUUUGGGGGUUAAGUCACUGGACUUUAAUCCACAAGGAGGCCAGUUCAGUCCUCUCCGCUCCUCUCAUACAGUGUGUGACUCUGAGCAAGUCACGUAAGCUGACUGUGAACUGACUGUAGAGAUGUGCUUUAUCCUAAACUUUUAAGAUGAUUUAGAUAACCAUAGGAAAAAUUUGACUGCUCAAAGGUUGAUCUUUGAGGGCUCACAAGACUUAAAAGAGAUUCUCAUUUAUAUUUUAUUUAAGAAUCAAGUUUGUCACAUAUGUUUCUCCUAGAAUUCCUUAGGAGAAAUAGUUUUAGAGAAAAAAGAGUCGUGAGAUACAACUGAGGUAAAAGGACACACAAUUGGAAAUUUGUUUCAAAACACGUCAUCUUUUGUGAGAUCUCUUUCUAGUCUUAAUCUCAAACAUGACUUCUUAUUAUUGGACUGAUGCCUUUAUCCAAUGUGACUUUCAUCAUUUCAGAUAUCUGGCUCCAUUUCUUUUGGUCCAAUUGGAGUACAGACACAUGAAGGGGGUUGUGUUGGUGUCAGCAGUGGGAUUUCAACCCACAACCUUAUGAUCUGAAGUCCAAAGUCUGAUUUCAUUGGAGUAGAGCAAUAUAAAUUACAGCAACUAAUAGUAAUUUUCAGAAGCAAGGACUACAGUUUUGUAAUCCUAGUAAAGUAUUUUAUUACCCCAAACAACUGUCCAUACAU
This is a messenger RNA of Polypterus senegalus (gray bichir), 2209 nucleotides long. RefSeq names its product tapasin-related protein-like. NCBI's taxonomy places the organism in Eukaryota, Metazoa, Chordata, Cladistia, Polypteriformes, Polypteridae. The transcript has 6 exons. Gene Ontology annotation, biological process: cellular response to lipopolysaccharide; positive regulation of T cell proliferation; T cell costimulation. The record is from RefSeq and is a predicted model, not a curated record. The coding region runs from base 15 to 1115 and encodes 366 amino acids. Gene Ontology annotation, cellular component: external side of plasma membrane.